CCACGUCUUUGAUCCUCCUCGUCCACUUGCCAGAAGGGCAGCCGCCACAACUGCAAGGGCGCGCACCGGCUUCGUUACCCUGAGAUCGAGCUUUUGCCAACAACAAACCACCUAAUACGACCGAGCUCGAAGCUUAGAUCCUUGUACUUCUACAAACCUCGACUCUGAACAAGUUCGUUGUGGGUGAGACAGUCUUUCGAGACUGCAAAUAUUCAACAUGCCCAUGAACUUUGAGAACACCAAGGCAUACAGAGCCGAUGAGCAACUGGGCCAUAGCCUUCUAUCAGAGGCACAGAGACAGGCUAUCUUCAAGGCCUCGCUUCCUUCGCCGAAUGAUGGAUCGACCAUCGUGAACAAGCCUGGUCAGGCACAGCGCAGAUCGCGACUCGGAGUCCGACGGUUUAUAAAAAAUCAAAUAUUUGUCUUUGUAUUCGCCCUUAUGCAUGGCAUCUUCUCUCUCUAUAUCAAAUCGCGACAGACAUGGCACGGCGUGUCUUAUCAGAUAUCUUCUAUUCUCUACUACCACCAUGCCACGCCGCAGUAUAUUCGACGAGACAUCAUGGGACUGACCAAGAGGCCCAAGCAUCUCAGCACAAUCUUGAAGACCGAGGGAAAUCAUAGGGCGAAGAACGACCUCGACCGAUUGAUUGAGGAGACAGCUGAGCUUGCCACUUGGUGUGCAUGUGCAGAGAUUCCCAUGCUUUCAAUAUAUGAGAAAUCAGGUGUCUUGAAGAAGCAUAUGCCUCGAGUCUAUGAGGCCGUCAUCCAGAAAUUCACUUUCUACUUUGGCGCCGAGCACCCGACACUCUCUGUAACUUCUCCCCACCAGGAUGAAUUCCCCACUCGUAUGCUGGAGGAGAGCAGACAUGGACACUUGCAGCUUCAUCUGAUUUCCUACCAGGAUGGAAGAGAGUCUAUCGUGGAUCUUACGAGAACUCUUGCCGACAUGUCGCAACGGGGCAAGAUCUCCCCGCGAGAUAUUUCCCAAGAGCUCAUUGACGCCGAGCUAUCGGAGGGCAUCCUUCCAGAGCCCGACUUGCUGAUUCUAUUCACUCCUUACGUCGAGCUGUCGGGCUAUCCACCGUGGCAAAUCCGACUGACUGAGAUCUUUUGCCUACAAGACAACGAGACGUUCGGGUACCAAGUGUUUCUAAAGGCUCUGAGAAAUUUUGCUUCUGCGCAAUUCCGCCGUGGCAAAUAAAUCAAGCGAAAGCUUUUUUUCUCUCGUUCUCCUAAAGAUAUCCAUUCUCGUAUAGAUAAUGCAUAUACUUUUUCUAUCAUGAGGGCUUCCACAGCACCAUGGCUCGACUCGUCUUAUCCCAACGAUAAACGGGACCAUUUCCGACGUUAUAAUUAUAAUAGUUUUCUGUCCCCUCUUUGAUCUUGGCCCUUCUGAAAGUUAUAUUGAUUCUUCCCCCAUCCUCUUGAUUCUUCCCUGUGCGUUUUGGUAUAGAAUGGAGCCAGUUAGACUGUGUUUUCCCUUUCAUUAAGAUCAUAUCUCCAGUAUUUAAUGGAAAUUUUAUAACUUUUGAUUUGACAGGUGGAUUUGUUUCCUGGUCUGGAGGCGCUGGCUUGUGCUUCAUCAGAAAAUCUCGUCGCGCGCCCAGCGAGAAGGAAGCAAUGGCAGGCUCUUGGCCUAGAAAUCUCUCAUCAUCGCUGUGAAACGAAAUGCUGUCUGCGCCAGAAGCAUAAUAGUUGACCAGACAGAAAUUAAAUUUGCAGUCUGUAGCUGCCUCCGUGGAUUGCCUAAGCUCAUCGAGACAUUGUGGUAAAGGCCGAGGAGAGGACUUCUCAUAGCGUCUGUCUGACAGCACUUUCAUUCCUGUAUUUGCAUCUACCACUGCUCCUGUCUCGUCAAACUUUGAGGUUUCGUCGAGUCCGAAUACCGUGGUCCAUCUU
Molecule: messenger RNA, 1899 nt
Organism: Trichoderma atroviride IMI 206040
Lineage: Eukaryota; Fungi; Ascomycota; Sordariomycetes; Hypocreales; Hypocreaceae
Cellular component (GO): endoplasmic reticulum membrane; dehydrodolichyl diphosphate synthase complex
Molecular function (GO): ditrans,polycis-polyprenyl diphosphate synthase [(2E,6E)-farnesyl diphosphate specific] activity
Source: RefSeq, a predicted model, not a curated record